Cannabis sativa is the source of this 1188-nucleotide messenger RNA. RefSeq lists its product as uncharacterized. The record is from RefSeq and is a predicted model, not a curated record. Bases 1 to 1188 code for a protein of 395 amino acids. The transcript has a single exon. Lineage: Eukaryota; Viridiplantae; Streptophyta; Magnoliopsida; Rosales; Cannabaceae.
AUGGCUUCGAGUAGUCACCAAGGUGGCGAUUGGAUGGAUCAAUAUGCUCAUAUGAAUAUCGAAGACGAGGAAGAGGGUGUUCUGAUUGCUGAGGAUCAAUCCGAAGAGGUUCAAGCUUUUGAUGAUCGUUGGUGUUUGGUUGGUAAAUUCCUUACCAAUCGGACAUUUGAUUUUGAUGCUAUGCGCCAUACUUUGGCUUCACUGUGGCAGCCUGGGAAGGGAGUCUAUAUCAAGGAAUUGGACACUAACCGAUAUCUCUUCCAGUUCUACCAUGAAAUUGAUAUCCAAGCAGUUAUCGAUGGGAGUCCUUGGACGUUCAAUCGAAUGCCGCUUGUGUUUCAUCGGUUGAAACGAGGAGAGGAUCCUAGGGUGGUUUUGUUGCAUGAGUUAGAUAUGUGGGUUCAGUUGCAUGAUCUUAAGUACGGUUUUAUGUCGGAAUUGGUGGUUAAGAAUGCGGGGAAUUAUGUAGGAACAUUUAUCAAAUCUGAUGCUAAGAAUUUUAUUGGCAUAUGGCGUGAUUACUUUCGUGUUCGGGUUACAAUCGACAUCAAUAAACCUUUGAAGCGGCGUAUGAAGUUGAUCAAGCAAGAUGGAAUAUGGAUUUGGACUAAUUUCAAGUAUGAAUAUGUCCCUACUUUUUGCUUCUUCUGUGGAUUUAUUGGCCAUAGUGAUCGGUUUUGUCCUAGACGUUUUGACCCUCACUUUGAUCCGAAUGUUAAGCCCUAUGGAGAGUGGAUGAAAGCAACCACAAGGAGGAAAAAUUAUCUCAUUGGGGCUCAAUGGCUUCGGUCCAGUCAUGAGGAGGAAGGAGGAGCGGCUCACGGAGGAGAACGGCACCGGAAUAACAGUGGCGAUAUGGACACUAAUCUGGCUGAUAUGGUGCGAUUGAAUGGAGGAUUUUCAGGAAAGGAAAGUGGAGAGAAUCAAGGGAUGGUUACUGGAGAGAAUCAAGGGAUUGAUACCAAUGAUAAUUAUGGUAAAAAUCAUAAUGAGCAAAUGCAAUUGGCUGGCCAAAAUGAUGACUCAUUGCUGAUUAUUGAUAAUAAAAGAAGACGUAUGGGUAAGGAAACUUUGCAUGAAUCUAUAGAUUCGGAUGACACUAAUGUGGGUUUGGUUGACAAUUCAAAUGUUAUGUCAAAAAAUGGUGUACAGGUGGCCCUUGGUGUUCAGGCCCACCAAUCAUUAUGA